Molecule: messenger RNA, 932 nt
Organism: Condylura cristata (star-nosed mole)
Lineage: Eukaryota; Metazoa; Chordata; Mammalia; Eulipotyphla; Talpidae
Gene: UFC1
Product: ubiquitin-fold modifier conjugating enzyme 1
Exons: 7
Coding region: 40-606 (188 amino acids)
Biological process (GO): protein K69-linked ufmylation
Cellular component (GO): cytoplasm
Molecular function (GO): UFM1 conjugating enzyme activity
Source: RefSeq, a predicted model, not a curated record
UACCCUAAGAGCGAUCUGCGGAAUCCUUUUUAAUGAUAGAUGCCAUAUUCAGGACGGAGCAGUCCGGAUCGAUCCUGUUCUCUCCGUGGCAACCACAAGCAGAUGGCUGACGAAGCCACCCGGCGUGUUGUGUCUGAAAUCCCGGUCCUGAAGACCAACGCCGGACCUCGAGAUCGCGAGUUGUGGGUGCAGCGACUCAAGGAGGAGUACCAGUCUCUUAUUCGGUAUGUGGAGAACAACAAGAAUGCUGACAAUGAUUGGUUCCGACUGGAGUCCAACAAGGAGGGGACUCGGUGGUUUGGAAAAUGCUGGUAUAUCCAUGACCUCCUCAAAUACGAGUUUGACAUCGAGUUUGAUAUUCCUAUCACAUAUCCUACUACUGCUCCAGAAGUUGCAGUCCCUGAACUGGAUGGAAAAACAGCAAAGAUGUACAGGGGUGGCAAAAUAUGUCUGACUGAUCACUUCAAGCCUCUGUGGGCCAGGAAUGUGCCAAAGUUUGGAUUAGCUCAUCUCAUGGCUCUGGGGCUAGGUCCUUGGCUGGCAGUGGAAAUCCCGGAUCUGAUUCAGAAGGGCGUGAUUCAGCAUAAAGAGAAGUGCAACCAAUGAAGGAUCAAGCCACAGAGGCAGGAUAACCGGACAUUUGAUAGGCUACAUUUCCUGCAUGGAUCUUCUUACUUAUCUGCUUCCCCCCUUAACCCAUAAUUGUUACUAAGUAGCUAUAGCAAACUUUAAAAAAUGACACUAGUGUUGCUACAAAAUUUCUAAAUCUAUGCAGGAAGGGAAAGCCUUCGGGUUUGAAAAAUGACUAGUCAAUUUCUACUUCUUCGGACAGGUGAAGUAAUAUGAGAUCCUAGAGGGAUAAAGGUUACUGAAAGUGGGUAUGUUCUCCUUUUGGUUUUUGGAGAUAACUUGUCAAUAAAAUCUUCUGGUGA